AUGGCUCGCAAUCCGCAGACUCCUGCGCAGGCCGAGGUCACUUGGCCAGUGGUCAUCUUCGUCUACGCGGUGCUCUUCGCCUGCUGCCUUUUUGUUGGGGGGCUCUACUACAGCACCAAAGACUGGGCUGUCCAUUCCGAGGAGGAGCUGCUCCAGGCAAGCGUCUUGCACCCGCUCUUCAACACCGAGGAGCACUUUGCACCAGAGUACUGGCAACCCUCCAUGCUGCAGAGAGACCGCUUGGAGGCGUUAACAUUUGCAACGCAUGCGACCGCCCAAGCCUUGCAGACUGUCGGUGUGCCGGCCUUCCUGGAAUCUGCUGGGUUGAUAGGGUGGCUGAGGCACAACCGAUCGCAGCUGCCGUGGGACUCUGAUGGUGACCUUGGCAUCCUCGAAGCUGACUGCGUUCGUGCUGGUGCCAGCAAGGAAUCCCUGCGCAAAGCAGUUGGAGAAGACCUGGUUGUUCUCAAGUUCGCAUGCGCUUGCGAAGAGGAUUGCGAUGGUGACAACAAGCGAAUGGUCGGCCGCAUUGCUCACCCAAAAACUGGCGUUUGCAUCGACAUUUUCGCCUAUGCGCCGGUCAAGUCGAACCGGUCAUGGCAGCAGGAUCAGAGGUACUCCGGCAUCGAGUGGUGGGAGCGAGUCAACGAUCACGCAGACUUUACGUUUCCGAAAGAUGCCCUGCUACCACUGCAGAAAGACAUCUUUGCUGGCGCCCCGAUGAUGCUCCCUGCAAAUCCGAGAGAGUUUCUCAGUUGGGAAUACGGGAGCUGCCUCGGUUCGCACGUGUGGCCUUGGAGGAUCCUGUUGUAUUCGCCCUCAAGUGAGACGGUGGCCUUCGCCCUCGCAGCAAAGGGGGCAGUCCUCGUGCUGGGAGGUGCAGGGGCAGAUAUGCUGCCAGCUUUCCUGCUGAUCUUGUGCUCGGCUGCAGCCGUGACAUUCUUGAGGGGCGGCCUCACCUUGAUAGCAGUGCCCGGGAUUUGUGUUUGUGAGUUCCUUGUGGUGCGCAUGAGGCCGGACCUCUGCAGAUUGCCCCGACUUCACUUUGCCUUGAUCAUUCUGGCGCUGGCUGUUUGCACUGAAGGUCUGCGUGGCUGUCUGGAGCAGCUCCUUUGCCAGGUUGACGAUUUCUACCUGCACCCGCGGCGGCCAAAGUCAUGGACACUCUGCCUGCUGGGCACAUGCUGGGACUUUUGA
Molecule: messenger RNA, 1197 nt
Organism: Symbiodinium natans
Lineage: Eukaryota; Dinophyceae; Suessiales; Symbiodiniaceae
Source: the annotation of a GenBank genome assembly